Molecule: messenger RNA, 1315 nt
Organism: Felis catus (domestic cat)
Lineage: Eukaryota; Metazoa; Chordata; Mammalia; Carnivora; Felidae
Gene: SNX15
Product: sorting nexin 15
Exons: 8
Coding region: 120-1148 (342 amino acids)
Molecular function (GO): phosphatidylinositol binding
Source: RefSeq, a predicted model, not a curated record
CCAAAGAAGGAGGGCGCAAGCCCGGCUGAGGCGGUGGCUGGCGGAGACUGACCCGGAGGGGCGGGGGCGGCGUGGAGGAGGCAGAGGCCGGCGGUCAGCUCCGCUCCAGCUCGGUUGCCAUGUCCCGCCAGGCGAAGGACGACUUUCUGCGGCACUACACCGUCUCCGAUCCCCGGACCCACCCCAAAGGCUACACCGAAUAUAAAGUGACGGCGCAGUUCAUCUCAAAGAGGGACCCAGAGGAUGUCAAAGAGGUGGUGGUCUGGAAGCGGUACAGCGACUUCCGCAAGCUGCAUGGAGACCUGGCCUACACCCACCGCAACCUCUUCCGCCGCCUGGAGGAGUUCCCGGCCUUCCCCCGUGCCCAAGUGUUUGGCCGGUUCGAGGCCUCAGUGAUUGAGGAGCGGCGGAAGGGGGCCGAGGACCUGCUUCGCUUCACGGUGCACAUCCCUGCACUCAACAACAGCCCCCAGCUCAAGGAGUUCUUCCGGGGUGGGGAGGUAACCCGGCCCUCUGACAUGUCCAGGGACCUACACAUCCUGCCACCCCCUCUGAUCCCCACACCGCCCCCUGAGGAACCCUGGUUGCCCCAGCCGCUCCCUGCAGAGAGGAGAGGCCUUGAGGAACUGGAGGUGCCAGCGGAUCCCCCACCAUCCAGCCCUGCCCAGGAGGCCCUGGAUCUCCUCUUUAACUGUGGGAGCACCGAGGAGGCAUCCGGUUCCCCUGCCCGAGGCCCCCUCACAGAGGCUGAGCUUGCCCUCUUCGACCCCUUCUCCAGGGAAGAAGGUGCGGGCCCCAGUCCAACCCACCUGGGUGAGCUGGCAGCAAUGGAGGCGGAGUCUGAAAGGCUGGACCAGGAACCCUGGGAGCCUGGAGGGCAGGAGGAGGAAGAGGAGGAGGAAGAACGGCCCGUCCCUGCAUAUCUGAGCCAAGCCACAGAGCUCAUCACCCAGGCUCUGCGGGACGAGAAGGCAGGUGCCUACCCUGCAGCCUUGCAGGGCUAUCGGGACGGCGUGCACAUCCUGCUACAGGGGGUUCCCGGUGACCCAUCACCUGCCCGCCGGGAGGGUGUGAAGAAGAAGGCAGCUGAAUAUCUAAAGCGGGCAGAAGAAAUUUUGCACCUGCAUCUGUCCCAACUCCCCCCGUGAGAGGACGUGAACCCCUACCCAGGACGAGCUCCAGCACUGCCAGCUGCUCCCUUUUACUGUCCCUGGGGCCUGGCCCUAUAUCCUGGUCUUGUAACUCUAGGGGUCAUUUCUGUAUGUAACUGGACCAAGAAUGAGACAAAUAAUGAAUUUGAAGCUCCUUGACCACA